Molecule: messenger RNA, 5432 nt
Organism: Phyllostomus discolor (pale spear-nosed bat)
Lineage: Eukaryota; Metazoa; Chordata; Mammalia; Chiroptera; Phyllostomidae
Product: aldehyde oxidase 2
Exons: 36
Coding region: 174-4190 (1338 amino acids)
Molecular function (GO): NAD binding; 2 iron, 2 sulfur cluster binding; oxidoreductase activity
Source: RefSeq, a predicted model, not a curated record
GAAGCCAGAGAGCCAGGGAGUCUCUGCCCCCUGCCAAGCUCUCUAGGACUGCAGCUUUCUGCUGGAGGAGGGAUUUUAGUGCUUGGCUUCAAAUCCUUUGUGCCCAGUUCCACGACUGGUGCUGAAGCACAUCUCCACGUAGAGCUGUAAAGCGACACCCAUUUACAGCUGCAAUGCCUGAUCAGUGGAGAUCGGAUGAGUUGGUUUUCUUUGUGAACGGGAGGAAGGUGAUAGAGAGGGAUGCGGACCCAGAGGUCACCCUGCUGACCUUCCUACGGAAGAACUUGGGCCUCACGGGAACCAAGGACGCCUGUGGAAGAGGAGGCUGCGGCGCCUGUACUGUGAUGGUGUCUAGGUGUGACCCUGUGUCCAAGGAGAUAAGACACUUCUCCAUCACUGCGUGCCUGGUGCCCAUCUGCUCUCUGUAUGGAGCUGCCGUCACCACUGUGGAAGGUGUGGGAAGCAUCAAAACCAAGCUGCACCCUGUGCAGGAGAGGAUCGCCAAGAGCCACGGCACCCAGUGUGGGUUCUGCACCCCCGGGAUGGUGAUGUCCAUGUACACGCUGCUCAGGAACCACCCACAGCCCUCAGAGGAGCAGCUCAUGGAAGCCCUGGGGGGUAAUCUGUGCCGCUGCACAGGGUACCGGCCGAUCCUCGACGGUGGGAAGACCUUCUGCACGGAAUCAAAUGGCUGUCAACAGAAUGGAACGGGAAAAUGCUGCUUGGAUCAGAGGGAAGAAGAUUCUUCUUCGCGUGGCAGGAAUAGUGAGAUUUCCACAGAGUUAUUUACAAAAGACGGGUUCCAGCCCUUGGACCCUACCCAGGAGCUCAUAUUUCCCCCAGCACUCUUGAGAAUGGCAGAGAACCCAGAGAAGAGAACCCUGACCUUUCAUGGAGAGAGGGUGACCUGGAUCUCCCCUGGGACCCUCAAGGAUCUCCUGGAGCUGAAAGCGAAAUACCCUGAAGCCCCCCUCGUCCUCGGCAACACCUCCCUGGGACCUGCAAUGAGAUCUCAAGGACAUUUUCACCCAGUUCUCCUCUCUCCUGCUAGGAUUUCUGAGCUGAGUAUUGUGUCUACAACAAGUGAGGGGCUGACAAUUGGUGCAGGCUGCAGUCUGGCCCAGGUGAAGCACAUCUUGGCUGAGAGGGUCUCUGAGCUCCCAGAGGAGAAAGCUGAGACAUACCAAACCCUCCUGAAGCACCUGCAGAGCCUGGCAGGCCAGCAGAUCCGGAAUCUGGCGUCCUUAGGGGGACAUGUCAUGAGUCGGCAUUGCUAUUCGGACCUGAAUCCAAUUCUGGCUGUGGGCAACGCUACCCUCAAUCUGAUAUCAAAAGAAGGCACGCGGCAGAUUCCUCUAAACGAACAUUUUCUUGCUGGGUUGCCAAGGGCAGACCUGAAGCCCGAGGAAAUUUUGCAAUCUGUGUAUAUCCCUCACUCUCGAAAGUGGGAAUUUGUGUCAGCCUUCCGGCAGGCUCAGUGCCAGCAGAACGCCUUGGCCGAUGUGAAUGCUGGCAUGCGAGUCCUCUUUAAGGAAGGCACAGACACCGUCGAGGACCUGAGCAUCACCUAUGGCGGCGUCGGGGCGGCCACCGUCGGUGCUCACAGAACCUGCCAGCAGCUGCAAGGGAGGUGCUGGAAUGAGCAGAUGCUAGAGGAGGCUUGCAGGCUGCUUCUGGACGAGGUCUCCCUCCCAGGCUCAGCUCCAGGGGGCAGGGUGGAGUUCAAGAGGACUCUGGUGGUCAGCUUCUUCUUCAAGUUCUACCUAGAAGUUCUGCAGAAACUGAAGAAGCUGGACUACCUUGGUUCUCCUGAAGUUUCAGAGCUAUUCCUAAGUGCUCUGGAAGAUUUCCCGGUCACAGUACCCCAGGGAGUCCAAACGUACCAGAGGGUGGCUCCCUGCCAGCCCCUCCAGGACCCGGUGGGACGCCCCAUCAUGCACCUCUCAGGCCUUAAACACGCCACAGGGGAAGCCAUGUUCUGCGGUGACAUCCCCAGGCUGGACAGAGAACUUGCCAUGGCUUUGGUGACCAGUGCCAGAGCCCGUGCAAAAAUCAUAUCAAUUGAUUUUUCCAAGGCCCUUGAACUACCCGGGGUAGUUGAUGUGAUAACAGCUAAAGACAUUCCAGGCACCAAUGGUGCUGAAGACAGCAAAAUCUUGGCUGUAGAUGAGGUGCUGUGCGUGGGCCACAUCAUCUGUGCUGUGGUCGCAGAGACAGACGUGCAGGCGAAGCGUGCAAUUGAAAAGGUAAAGAUCACCUAUGAGGAUCUGGAGCCCAUAAUCUUCACCAUAGAGGAUGCCAUAAAACACAACUCAUUCUUAUGCCCUGAAAAAAAACUUGAACAAGGAAAUAUUGAGGAGGCAUUUGGAAAAGUUGACCAAAUUAUUGAAGGAGAGGUCCACAUUGGAGGACAGGAGCAUUUUUACAUGGAAACACAAAGAGUGCUUGUUAUUCCAAAGAGAGGGGACCAAGAACUGGAUAUUCAUGUGUCAACGCAGGAUCCAGCCCACGUGCAGAAAACCGUAUCUUCUACGUUAAACAUCCCAAUCAACAAGAUCACCUGCCAUGUGAAACAAGUGGGUGGAGGUUUUGGCGGGAAAAUAGGAAGACCAGCUAUCCUCGGGGCUAUCGCAGCUGUGGGUGCUAUUAAAACCGGUCACCCCAUUCGUCUUGUUCUUGACCGUGAAGAAGACAUGUUAAUAACUGGGGGAAGACACCCACUAUUUGGAAAAUAUAAAGUGGGAUUCAUGAAGGACGGGCGAAUCGAAGCUCUGGACAUUGAGUGCUUCAUUAACGGAGGGUGCACACCGGAAGACUCAGAGGCGGUAGCAGAAUUUCUUUUACUAAAGCUGGAAAAUGCAUAUAAAAUCCAAAACCUCAGGUUCCGGGGCCGUGCGUGCAUGACCAAUUUAGCAUCAAAUACGUCCUUUCGCGGAUUUGGCUUCCCACAAGGAAUCCUAGUAAUAGAAUCUUGCAUCACAGCUGUGGCAGCCAAAUGUGGUCUUCUGCCAGAAAAGGUUAGGGAGAAAAACAUGUACAAAACUGUUGACAAAGCCAUCUACAAACAAGAAUUCAACCCCGAGCCCCUGAUAAGAUGCUGGAACGAAUGUCUGGACAAGUCAUCCUUUCACAGCCGAAGAAUGCAAGUGGAAGAGUUCAAUAAGAAGAACUACUGGAAGAAGAAAGGCAUUGCUGUUAUCCCCAUGAAGUUUUCAGUCGGCUUCACCGCAACAAGCUAUCACCAGGCAGCUGCACUUGUCCAUAUCUACACAGACGGGUCUGUGUUGGUCACACAGGGAGGCAAUGAACUGGGACAAGGUAUUCACACCAAAAUCCUACAGGUGGCCAGCCGUGAAUUAAAAAUACCCAUGUCUUACAUACACAUCUCUGAAACAAGUACAGCCACAGUGCCUAACACAAUCACUACGGCAGCAUCCAUCGGUUCAGACGUCAAUGGCAGGGCCGUGCAGGAUGCUUGUCAGAUCCUUCUGAAACGCCUUGAGCCCAUCAUUAAGGAACAUCCAGAAGGCACAUGGGAAGACUGGAUAAAAACUGCUUUUGAACAAAGUAUCAGCCUUUCAGCCACAGGAUUCUUCAGGGGCUACAAGGCCUUCAUGGACUGGGAGAAGGGGGAGGGAGAACCGUUUCCUUACUACAUCUACGGAGCAGCCUGUUCCGAGGUUGAGAUUGACUGCCUGACAGGGGCUCACAAGAAAAUCAGAACAGACAUCGUCAUGGAAGCGUGUAGCAGCCUCAAUCCAGCCAUCGAUGUGGGGCAGGUGGAAGGCGCGUUUAUUCAGGGAAUGGGCCUUUAUACCACUGAGGAACUGAAAUACUCCCCGGAAGGCGUCCUGUACUCGCGAGGCCCAGACGAGUACAAAAUUCCAACCGUCACCGACAUCCCAGGGGAGUUCAAUGUCUCCCUGUUGCCAUCGUCACCAAACCCACUAACCAUCUAUUCCUCCAAGGGCCUGGGGGAGUCCGGAGUGGCCCUGGGGUCAUCUGUAUUCCUUGCCAUCGCCGAUGCUGUGGCCACAGCACGCAGAGAGAGAGACGUAGCCGAGGACUUCCCAGUGAAGAGCCCAGCAACUCCAGAAUGGGUUCGAAUGGCCUGUGCAGACCGGUUCACAGAGAUGAUCCCAAGAGAUGACCCCAAGACAUUGAAACCUUGGUCUAUCCCUGUGGCAUAACACUGCUGUCAUUUCUUUGAAAGGUACUUCAGUUACUUACUAGUGAAAAAAUAGCUUGUUAACCUAACUGGACUCUGCACUGUUAUUCUUACACUAUUGUGAAAAAAACAAUGACACAAAAUUUAGAACAUUAUUCAGAUCUGAUUAUACUAAGAAGAUGAGUCAUUAUUUACACAUGAUUAACUUAGACUUUCUAGCCUAGAGUCCACCAGACAGACCAUGCGAUGGUCACAGCAAUCAAGUUUAAUGCUAAGUUGUUUCUGACAAUAUCAGGUGAACAUUGCGUUAAAGGCAAACUUUUCCUUUGUGUCCAUCCAGUCUAACUGGGCUGGUAAUACAAGUUAUAAUCUAGAAUGAAAGACACUUCUCAGUAAAUAAAUGUGUAAUUACUUCUUCCAGGGAUGUGUUUGAUUCAGUGGCCACUGGUAGGGACACCACAGAGUGCUACAAGGUUUAGGUUUUAUUUUGUUUUUACUGUGGAUUGGCUAUGGGUCUCUGUGUUUGCAUUUGGCAGCAAAGAUGUGGUAUUUUCCUCAUGUAGAUCCGCUAUUCAACUGACUGGUAUUCUUUUGGAACUUAGAGGGCAAGCAAUGUAAAAUUGUUUUCAAUGUAGUAUCACAAACCCUUUCAUUUUUAAAUUUAUUUAUGAAAAAUACCUCAUCUAAUAUCAAAGUUUCCAAAAUAUUUCAUUGCUCAGUUUCCCAUAUAUUGGAGUGAGUAACACAGAGCAAAAAGUUAAAAGUUGUAAUUACGCCUAUGUUAAUAGUUGGAAACGUGCAGGAUCCACUAAAUUUUAUUGUGCAGUUUUAGUGGCCUUCAGAAAAGGAGAAACCAGCUUGACCAGAAAGUCAGGGAGUAAACUGACUCUCUGUCAGCCAGAAUUCACAUGAUCAGGCUCACCAAGCCUUUGACUGCAGUGACUCCUUGAAGUGAAUGAAGGGUAGGCUGAGCUGAGAGAGCUUGGUGAUUGGUGAGAGAAGGUAAACAUUAGACAAGUCGUACAGCCUGGAGGCUGAAGGUCACAGGAGGCACUGAGCCCAUCUGAUUGAAGUGGCUGGGACACAGCUGUCUACAGGCUCAUUCGCUGCCCUUGGAAGCUCCACUAGGCCACAGGAGCCCAGCAGAGACAAGACAGGAGCACAAAGAAAAAGGAAACAUUACCACAGAAGUCACUGGCAGGACAAAAUUUAUGCAAGAUUUUUGAACACGUGAGCAGAAGAGUUGGGAAACUUAGUGGGAGCA